CCUACAACUGCCUGCAAGGAUCAGGGGUUCCUUGGAGUAGCAAUAAAGACUAUCUCAAUUUUGCAUCUUCUACUGCAUUUUCACUCUAACCAUCCAAAGCAAACAUUUGGUGUUUUAAAGCACAGGAGAAAAACACAUAAAAAAAAAAAAAAAAAAAAAAAAAGUAUACAACAAAUGUUGCAGAAACCUGGAUGAUUUCUCAGAAGAUUUUGAGUUGUGCAGGAACAUUAUGGGGGGUCAUGGCUCUCAGAUACUUCCCAUGGCUUUCUUCGUCGUCAUCAUCACAUUCUUUCUCGUGUCAUUCUAUUCGACCCGCAUUUUAACUGCAGGUUGCUUCACUCUUAAUGACCAGAGACGGGUGCACAAUUUAGAUGAAAACGAGAAUGGUAACAGAAGAGUCAUCGUUCUUGAAAAGCUCAGAGCUUUACUUGGAAUGAAGGAUGGCUUCGAGUUGAGAGAACCAAACAAUGCUGCUGCUGAUGAUUCUACUGUUUACUCGUCUCCCUCGCCCUCGCCAUUGCCCUCGCCUUCUCCCGCUCCCGGGAUUGAAGGCGAAGAAGCGCCUGCUCCUUCUCCAAGACGAGCGGUCCACCGCCAUUCUCAUCACCACCGCCCUUCACUCCCACAAGCACACAAGGCUAAGCAGAAGAAGAAGAAGGAGGAGGGGGAAGGGAGUUCCAGAAAAGUUCUGACAGCGGUUCUCGUGUCGGCAGGAGUAACAUUCUCACUAUGUGCAGUCUGUCUGUUCUGGGGAUGCAGAAGAUUUCAGAACAAAAAGAAGAAAACAGUGAGAACAAUAUACUGCAGAUCAAAAUAUUUGAGCUCCCAGAUGAGUUCAGUGAAACCUGACCUCUUUUACCUUGAUUCAGUAGGAAUUGGCUUGGAAACUCCUUGCCCAGGCCCACUUUUCCCAGAACAUGGCUCAGACACUGAAACCUCACUCUCAACUCAAAUCAUCACACCAAAUGGGAGACAAGAAACAGACCCACAAGUCCACAAACCUGGAGAUGAUAAUGGAGAAAUUAUUGUUUUUGAUGAACCCCAUUCACCAUCAUCAUCAUCAGAUGAUGAUGAUGAUUCCUUCCAUUCUAUAUGCAAUCCUGGUAGCAUUAGGCUAUCCAAUGCUUCAGCUGGUAGUCUAACUGAGGAAACCUCCCAAGAUGACUCAAAACUAUCCUUUCCAGUCUUGAACUCAGAACCAUAUUGUCCAUCCACUUCUGUGCCUCCACCUCCACCUCCACCACCGCCACCACCACGACCCUGCCUCCCGCCCUUUGCGAAAGGCGGCCCACCUCCUCCACCAUCUCCACCACCACCACCAGCAGGCAAAGAUGGAAGUCCACUGCCAAGACUGAAACCCCUGCACUGGGACAAAGUAAGAGCUGCACCGAAUCGUUCAACCGUAUGGGAUCAGCUGAAGCCAAGCUCAUUCGAAUUCGACGAGGAGAUGAUCGAGUCCCUUUUUGGUUACAACCUGCAAAAUUCAAUGAAUGAUGAGGCCAAAAGCAAAACCCCAUCUCCAACUAAGCAUGUGCUAGAGCCUAAGAGAUUACAGAACAUAACCAUACUCUCUAAAGCUUUGAAUGUGAGUGCAAACCAAGUUUGUGAAGCACUAACAAAAGGAAAAGGGCUGUCAUUGCGAGAAUUGGAGGCACUGGCAAAAAUGAUGCCAAAUAAGGAAGAAGAGGCCAAACUGGCAAACUAUAAGGGAGACAUAAAUGAAUUAGGAUCAGCAGAGAAGUUUGUUAAAGCAAUAUUAAAGGUGCCAUUUGCUUUCAAAAGAGUUGAAGCCAUGCUUUACCAAGAAACAUUCAGUGAUGAAGUUCUUCAUCUCAGAAAAUCUUUUUCAAUGCUAGAGGAGGCCUGCAAGGAGCUGAGAUCAAGCCGUCUAUUCCUAAAGCUCCUCGAAGCCGUGCUAAAGACCGGAAACAGAAUGAACGUGGGAACAGUCCGAGGAGGAGCCAGAGCAUUCAAGCUCGACGCUCUCCUAAAACUAGCAGACGUGAAAGGAACCGACGGCAAAACCACACUGCUCCAUUUCGUGGUCCAAGAAAUCGUGCGCUCAGAAGGGCUCAAAUUCUCGGAGAGCAUAAUGGGAAAGAUCGAGCAAAGAACCAAACCCAAAAAGCCCGAAAACGACAGAGAAGAAAACUACAGGCAAAUGGGCCUCGAUCUCGUCUCGGGCCUAAGCACCGAGCUCUGUAACGUCAAGAAAACCGCCACCAUAGACUUGGACGUGUUGGCUAACUCCGUCUCAAAUCUCUCUGCGGGGAUCGCAAACAUACGAAGCCUUGUGGCUAUGGAGGAUAGAAUCGUAGAUGGGUUUGUGGGCUCCAUGAGAUCGUUCUUGAACGGGGCAGAGAGGGCUUUGAAGGAGCUGCGGGAAGAUGAGAAUGGAGUGCUGUUGCGCGUGAGAGAGAUUACGGAGUAUUUCCAUGGAGAUGUGAGCAAAGAUGAACCGAACCCGCUGAGGAUUUUUGUUAUUGUGAGGGAUUUCUUGGGCAUGUUAGAUCAUGUGUGUAAACAACUUAGGAACUCUAAACCUUUGAGUAGUCCUAGUCCUUUGUCUCCGUUCCGGUAGCUGUUUUGUUGGCUUGAUUGGUUUGUCAAUAAUUUCUGUGUUUUUUUUUCCUUUUCUGAAUCCUGUAAAUUAUUCAGAGAAGUGCUUGGAAUUUAACAUCUUGUUAGAUCUAA
This is a messenger RNA of Ipomoea triloba (trilobed morning glory), 2694 nucleotides long. RefSeq names its product formin-like protein 11. The coding region runs from base 230 to 2581 and encodes 783 amino acids. Gene Ontology annotation, molecular function: actin filament binding. The transcript is spliced from 4 exons. Gene Ontology annotation, biological process: actin nucleation; actin cytoskeleton organization. The record is from RefSeq and is a predicted model, not a curated record. Lineage: Eukaryota; Viridiplantae; Streptophyta; Magnoliopsida; Solanales; Convolvulaceae.